Vicia faba (fava bean) is the source of this 420-nucleotide messenger RNA. The record is from the annotation of a GenBank genome assembly. NCBI's taxonomy places the organism in Eukaryota, Viridiplantae, Streptophyta, Magnoliopsida, Fabales, Fabaceae.
AUGAUGAUCAAAGCUGGUUACAGAAGGUUGAUGCGGUUUCACCUUCCUACGGUUCAGAGAGAGAGAGCAGAUAAAGAUGUAUUCCCGAGUCUUGAAAAUGCAGCUAUGAUCAUGCUUUUGGCAGAGAAGAAAGAAGAGGAAGAGAGAAAAUCAAGAGGGAGAUUUGCGAGGACUGACUUAAAAUUGCCUUCUCUGAACUUGUUUAUUGGACAAACUGCAUUAACUUGGCUUGAGUUCAAAAAUGAAUAUCUAGAGAGAAGAAUGAAGCGAAAGCUCUGUGUAUUUACUGUGAUUGCGAAAAUGGCUGCCUAUAGUUUGAAAAUAGUUGCAGCAAGGCAUGGUUAUUUUGCAGGGCUGAAAUUAUUGAAUUUUCUAGACCGGUUUGGCUAUCUUUGGCACAAGGCGGGAGUUUAUGGAUAG